Labeo rohita (rohu) is the source of this 771-nucleotide messenger RNA. RefSeq lists its product as uncharacterized. Lineage: Eukaryota; Metazoa; Chordata; Actinopteri; Cypriniformes; Cyprinidae. The coding region runs from base 130 to 771 and encodes 213 amino acids. The record is from RefSeq and is a predicted model, not a curated record. The transcript is spliced from 3 exons.
CACAACUCUCUCUCCUCUCUCCAGCUCUUCUGUCACUUUAACAAACAUUUCUGUGUUGUUAGUUUUACUUGUGGCCUUUUUUUUUUUUUAGAAAUUAAGGACGGUUUUUAUUUGGAACUAUUUAGUGAAAUGGUGAAGAAAAGGUUUGACAUGUUUAUUUUCUUCUGCUUGUGGAGCAUGUCUGGUGUGUUUGGUGUUGAUGAAGUGAAGUCAGUGUCAGUGACGGAGGGAGAAUCAGUCACUCUAAACCUUCAUAUUACUAAAACACAGAAAGGUGAUCUGACAUGGAGGUUUGAACAGUUUCUCAUAGUUACAUUCAACACACAGAACAAUGAAAGGAAAUAUCAUGAUAAUAGUGCUGGUGGGAGAUUCAGAGGCAGAAUGAAGCUGGAUCAGACUGGAUCUCUGAUCAUCACAAACACCACAACUCAACACACUGGACUUUAUGGAGUAUACAGCUGGAACAACAACAAUAUCAGCACAUUCAGUCUUACUGUCUAUGCUCAUCUGCCCAUUCCUGUCAUCAGCAGAGACCCUUCACAAUGUUCUUCAUCAUCAUCAUCAUCAUCACAGCAGAAUUGUUCACUGUUGUGUUCAUUGGUGAAUGUGAGUGAUGUGAGUGUCUCCUGGUUCAAAGGAAACAGUUUAUUGUCCAGCAUCAGUGUGUCUGAUCUCAGCAUCAGUCUCUCUCUACCUCUGGAGGUGGAAUAUCAGGAUAAAAACACCUACAGCUGUGUGAUCAUAACAGCAUGCUCUGUGGACCAGGCGUGA